Melitaea cinxia (Glanville fritillary) is the source of this 646-nucleotide messenger RNA. Its product is annotated as myb/SANT-like DNA-binding domain-containing protein 3. Lineage: Eukaryota; Metazoa; Arthropoda; Insecta; Lepidoptera; Nymphalidae. The record is from RefSeq and is a predicted model, not a curated record. Bases 5 to 646 code for a protein of 213 amino acids. The transcript is spliced from 4 exons.
GAAAAUGAGUGAUAUUGAGAGGAAAAAACCUUUCUCGUCACUAGAAAAGGAUUUAUUUUUAAAUAUCAUUCAAAAAUAUGAUGAGAUAUUGUCGUGCAAAAAAACUAACGCAAUCAGUGCUCUUAAAAAGAAGAAUUGCUGGGAGAAUAUAAGGAAUGAAUUUAAUUCAUCUCCAAUCGUCACUCAAAAAGCAGCCACGAAACAACUUCUUAAGCUGUGGUAUAAUAUGAAAGCCAAGGCUAGAGAAGCUAAAACCAAAGAAAACGUAAGGUUCAUGACUGGUGGAGGCCCAUUAGUGGAUGAUAUGAAUCCCAUAGAUGCAAAAGUCAUGGAUAUUGAUAAGAAUAUUUUGACGAAUGUACAAGUGGAUGUGGACAGUGACAUAAAUGGUUCAUUGGUGAAACUUGGGGAUGAAAACGAUGAAGCAUGGAGCAAGAACACCAAUUGUUAUGCGGACAUUCCCGAUUUACCUGAUAAAACAAUAGAAAUGACCUUAAAAGAAAGUACAUCUACACCGAAAGAGCAAUUACAACACCAGCAAGAAAUGCACAAAGAAGAUUUAAAAAUAAAAAUAAUGGAAAGGGAACAUAAGGAAAAAAUUUGGGCUAUAGAAUUAAAAAUUAAAGAGAGACAAUUGUUAGAAUAA